Molecule: messenger RNA, 2060 nt
Organism: Chenopodium quinoa (quinoa)
Lineage: Eukaryota; Viridiplantae; Streptophyta; Magnoliopsida; Caryophyllales; Amaranthaceae
Product: beclin-1-like protein
Exons: 10
Coding region: 244-1782 (512 amino acids)
Biological process (GO): late endosome to vacuole transport; cellular response to nitrogen starvation; autophagosome assembly
Cellular component (GO): phosphatidylinositol 3-kinase complex, class III, type II; phagophore assembly site; phosphatidylinositol 3-kinase complex, class III, type I
Source: RefSeq, a predicted model, not a curated record
GUCUAGUAAAAUACUCCGUACAAGUAAUUACAACAAUUAACCUUUCACGCAUUAAGCAAUCCGACUAUCUGAGAACGUACAGUUUUGGAAUCUGAGUUGAAAAUUUUCUCCGCAAAAAAUGGAAGUAUAAACUCCUCCUUCAAUCUGAGUGCGUAGAGUUCAGAAAUAAUUGAUUCUUCCCCAAUUCUUUGUUAUCUGACAUAAUCAAGCAGUACAACCCUAAAUCCUCUCAAUUUUGAUCAGAUGAAGGAGGAGCCAGGUAGUAAUAAUAAAGGGAGGAGCUUUGAGGCUGACCCCAAUCUUCCUAAAUGGGUUUGCCAGAAUUGUCAUCAUUCUCUCUCCAUCGUCGGCGUCGUCGAUUCUUUCGGGUUACAGGGGUCAUCAAUUCAGGGGGCAGGCAGUGUAUUGGCUUCCUCACAAAUGGACCAUUCAUUUGUUGUGUUGCCAAAUCAAAAGAAUCAGUCGCCGGGUGCCCCUCCUCGGCCCCGUGGUGGUGGGGUCCAGCCAGAAACACCUCCUUCUGGAAAGAUGAUGGAUGAAUCAUUUGUGGUUUUGCCUCCAGCACCUGCGUCUGUAUACCGGAGUGAAUCCCAAGCAGAUGGUGGAACACAUGCACAAUCUGCUGAAGGCAGUACUAGUGACCAGUUAAACCCAGGGACUUCUGGGUUUCACUCAACUAUAACUGUUCUCAAACGUGCUUUCGAAAUUGCAACUGCACAGACCCAGGUGGAGCAACCAUUGUGCCUGGAGUGCAUGAGGGUUUUGUCAGAUAAGCUUGAUAAGGAGGUUGAAGAUGUCAACAAAGAUAUAAAAGCUUAUGAAGACUCUCUUCAGCGUUUGGAAGGUGAAGCUCGUGAUGUCCUUAGUGAGGCUGACUUUCUCAAGGAAAAAUUAAAGGUUGAGGAGGAAGAAAGGAAGCUUGAAGCUGCAAUUGAAGAAACAGAGAAGCAGUGCUCCAAAGUAAAUGCUGAACUGAAAGAAUUGGAGAUGAAAUCUAGCCGUUUUAAAGAGUUGGAGGAGAGGUAUUGGCAUGAGUUCAAUAAUUUCCAGUUUCAACUAAUAUCACAUCAGGAAGAAAGAGAUGCUAUAUUGGCAAAGAUUGAAGUAUCACAGGCACAUCUGGAUUUGUUGAAGCGCACCAACGUCUUAAAUGAUGCUUUCCCUAUAUGGCAUGAUGGAGAAUUUGGGACAGUCAAUAACUUCCGACUUGGACGACUCCCUAAAGUUCCGGUUGAAUGGGAUGAGAUAAAUGCUGCUUGGGGCCAAGCUUGUCUUCUUCUCCACACAAUGUGUCAAUAUUUUACUCCAAAAUUCCAUUACAGAAUUAAAAUACUUCCUAUGGGAAGUUAUCCUCGGAUUAUGGAUACAAGCAACAACACUUAUGACUUGUUUGGUCCCGUAAACCUGUUCUGGAGCACUCGGUAUGACAAAGCGAUGACACUGUUCUUAACAUGCUUGAGGGACUUUUCAGAAUUUGCACGGAUGAAGGAUCUGGAGAAUAACAUACCACCUGAUAAGUGUUUCAAGCUCCCAUAUAGAAUUGAGAAUGACAAAGUGGAAGCCUACUCAAUCACACAAAGUUUUAACAAGCCAGAGAACUGGACCAAAGCUCUCAAGUAUACUCUUUGCAACUUGAAAUGGGCACUCUACUGGUUUGUUGGGAACACUAGCUUUCAACCUCUCUCCGCUUCCUCCCAAGCUGAUGUUCCAGCUGCAGGCACUUCAUACGUAAAGCGCAGUAACAAUUCUAAGGCUGAUUCUCGAAACCCAUCUGGGCAAUGAUGCAGAUACUUGUGAUUUUCUUUUUCUUUUUUUUUUUUAGGAAUUCUUGUGGGUUGUCUACAUUUUGUACAGUAUAUUAAAAUGAAUCCUUAGACUAAUCAGCUUCCUAUGUAAUUUUGUACAGCUUUUAUAAUCUCACAUUGUAUCAAAUGAAAGAUUUUUUUUUACUUUUUUUUUUUUUUUUUUUGGGGAUCAUCUUUUCUGUAACUCGCUGUGUGAAUAUUUAUUAUUAGAAGAGAUGAGAAAUAUACAAGUAUUUGGCAAAUUGGCAUCCUCAA